This is a messenger RNA of Limulus polyphemus (Atlantic horseshoe crab), 434 nucleotides long. RefSeq names its product partitioning defective 3 homolog. Bases 17 to 337 code for a protein of 106 amino acids. Gene Ontology annotation, biological process: establishment of cell polarity; cell adhesion; establishment of centrosome localization. The record is from RefSeq and is a predicted model, not a curated record. The transcript is spliced from 3 exons. Gene Ontology annotation, cellular component: apical junction complex; adherens junction; cell cortex. Gene Ontology annotation, molecular function: phosphatidylinositol binding. Lineage: Eukaryota; Metazoa; Arthropoda; Merostomata; Xiphosura; Limulidae.
GGUCAAUGGAAUUGAAAUGACUGGUUUAUCCCAGACAGAAGCUGUUGGAAUUCUGAGAAACAUUCCACAGGGAGGAUAUGUAAAUCUGUUGGUUUCUCGACAGGAACUUGUUCCUGCUGUCAAUCAAAUCCGGUCUCAAGAUAUGGUCAGCAAAAAACUAUAUAAGCCACCAUAUCAAGCUGGAGAUGGAUUUGGGAUUGAUCGUUUGAAACAUAGGGAAAUUCUGACAUUUUGCAUACCAUUGAAUGACACAGGUUUAGGAAUUUGUGUCAAAGGAAAAACCAGUAUAACGGCAAAUGGUCCAGUAGACUCGGGAUGGCCGACUCCUUACCAAUGAUCAGCUUGUCAAAAUCAAUGAUAUUUCUUUGCUAAGAAUGACUAACACGGAAGCUAUGGAAAUCCUGCAUCAAGUGGACAACUCUGUUGUUACCCCU